This is a messenger RNA of Durotheca rogersii, 999 nucleotides long. RefSeq lists its product as uncharacterized. NCBI's taxonomy places the organism in Eukaryota, Fungi, Ascomycota, Sordariomycetes, Xylariales, Xylariaceae. Bases 132 to 908 code for a protein of 258 amino acids. The record is from RefSeq and is a predicted model, not a curated record. The transcript is spliced from 2 exons.
AAGUGUACAUGUAGGUUAUGUACCUACGCUUGUGCGUGCCAUAGUUUGCGUGUGGAAGAAAGGACGCGUUGAUCUUCACGACGAGGAGUGGUUGUUUCGAGUCUGUGACGUUUCGUGCUGACGCCACUCGUAUGCCAACUCGGGGGUUGGUUUCCAGCGUACAUAUAAUGCAGAGGCCCCUAAACUGCCGGUCCCGAACAGGACCACGACCAAGUGAUCUCUUAUCCGCAGUGCAGAUCUGCCCACAGAUGGGGUGCAGAUGUGCGGAGACCUUGUCCUGCUACACCCGGGGUUUGUGUAUCACCACGACGGCGUUGAUGUGGAGAAGUAAUUGGAGGUGCCGUGAAUCCGGGCCCCUGCUUUGGGCGAAGUACGGGUGUUAUGGGAUGGUGACAGCGGCGCUUGCUGGUUCAGACCGAAGACUCCACGCUGCAUCCAUCUCGCACAAUUCUCCAAUCCGCCGUAAUAAUCGGGGGACUAUGUCUUGGCCAAGCCCCAGGGCCUUGGAUUCGUCGCCAGCCAGCCUAUUCCCGACCGUCUGGCCUUUGGACCUGCGAGCGCGGGUAGCUGGUUCGUCCGAUACGCUAGAAGGGGGGAGGAAGGGAGGAGAGCCGAAAGGGGGGCGGAAAAUUAGACCACAGCAUCCAACAAGAGCCGUGAGGCCCUCGUGCCAUGGUACGGGUACAGGUAAGGGUUGCGCUUGGCCGCAUAGUCGGUCUCCUCACUUCUUACUGUCCCCCCGGCCCCGCAGUGCAGAGUUGCAUCCCGGCUCGGCCACUAUUCCGGGUCGGUUUUCGCCGCAUCGAGACAACAUCGUUUCACACCCUAGUCGCCCGCGACAUCGCUGCACACCGAACCACCACAUAGGCCGCCUAUGUGGCAGCAUUGGCUCUGGUUAUUCGAACUAGUCGGUAUCCGCGGGCAGAGCUGGAUACUUGACAACCGAUUGGGUUCACACUCGUUGCCAAAACAACGCGGGUCUGCUAGGAAGCCUCCCGG